Messenger RNA from Ipomoea nil (Japanese morning glory), 1966 nucleotides. RefSeq names its product DNA-directed primase/polymerase protein. Gene Ontology annotation, molecular function: DNA-directed DNA polymerase activity; chromatin binding. Lineage: Eukaryota; Viridiplantae; Streptophyta; Magnoliopsida; Solanales; Convolvulaceae. The transcript is spliced from 15 exons. Bases 95 to 1855 code for a protein of 586 amino acids. The record is from RefSeq and is a predicted model, not a curated record. Gene Ontology annotation, cellular component: mitochondrial matrix; nucleus. Gene Ontology annotation, biological process: mitochondrial DNA replication; response to UV; replication fork processing.
CAUCGUCACUUCUUUCUCCUUUUCUAAACUCCCGCUCAAGAAAGCACCGUUAAAUCAUUCGAACCCGAGAUACUGAACAGUACAGGACAAUUCCAUGGACGACGUUGAUCGCUUAUUCGAAUGCUUCAAAUGCGGCUUUUCUCCUCCGCAAUCUGCUAUUAUAGAGAGAAAAAGAGGAAAAAGAACUACAAAGUCGGAAGAUUCAGCACAGAAACAAUCAACUGAAAAAAUUCUCCAGACCACUGCAGAUGCUGACCAUUCUGUUGAAAAUUUGGGUUCAUCAAAACCCAAGAGAAAAUAUCAUAGCAACGGGAAGCAGUUCUGUCCCCUCGUGUUUUAUGGGUCUCCACAUGGGGUUCCUCCAAAGAGACCAGCUAGUUUGUUGCGAUUGUUGCAUGAAAUACGUGUAGAUCUCAGUGAACAAAAGAAGCUAAGCCAAGAAAUAUGGGCUACAUUCCCAAAGCAGGUUGAAGCAAUGAAAUAUGCAGAACAGUGCAUAAAUGCUCGUGUUUUUAGUUAUCAGGACCAUAUAAAUGGUUACAGAAGGUUCCUUGUUUCCACAUAUGAGGACUUCUGGAAAAGGUAUAAAAGUAUGAAUCCUAAAAGGAGACAUCAUUAUGAAGUCAUUCAGGAGGGUUUACCAUGCCACCUUUAUUUUGAUUUGGAGUUCAAUAAGAAAGCAAAUGCAGACAAGAAUGGAGAUGAAAUGGUUGACCUCCUAAUUGUGGCUGUCUUUGACACACUGCUACAAAAGUAUUCUCUUGAAGGAAGUCAUGACUGGAUUGUUGAGCUUGAUUCUUCUACUGAAGAUAAGUUCUCCAGACAUUUAAUUAUUAGAUUGCCAAAAAUUGCUUUUAAGGACAACUCACAUGUUGGGGCUUUCACAGCUGAGGUAUGUUCACGGAUAUAUAGUUCAAGUGAAACGGAUGAGAGAUUCAGAAAGCUUUUUGUGUCAAAAGAUUCAAAAUCAGUUGGAAUUCCAGCUCAACUCUUUGUUGAUAAUGCUGUCUACUCUAGAAAUCGCUGCUUUCGGCUAGCUCUCUCAUCUAAAGCUGGGAAAAGUUCUGUGCUUAUACCAAGCGGGCGCUUUAAAUGUAAGAACAUGAGUGAGGAUGAAAUGUUUAUGGCAUCACUGAUUUGCAAUAUUGAUGCUGACUGCGAGAGGCUUCUGGUCUGUAAAAUGGAUUCAGAUUGUGUAAGGACCCUGCACUUUAAUACAGAGAUUGCCCAAAGUUUCCAACAAAUGUCCUUCACUCCACAAGCAUUUGAGUUGAAUAAUUUUGAAAGUGAUCCUUCAAGAACAUACUUGAUGGGAAAAUCUCCAUUCCCCCCAGUGGAUGCAUUUGUUGAAUAUAUUGCUUCCGUAGGAAGUGUACCAGGAAAAAUUCGGAGUUGGUAUUGGUUCUCAGAGUAUGGACUGAUAGUCUACAGCAUGUCGAAAAACAGAUAUUGUGAAAGAAUUGGGAGAGAACACAAAAGCAAUCAUGUGAUGUAUGUUGUUGAUCUAAGAAGGGGUGAUUAUUAUCAGAAGUGCCAUGAUCCCGAUUGCAAAGGCUAUCGAUCCCCUUUACGUCCCAUCCCUGGCAAUGUUAUAGCUCAUUGUUCAGUGUCCUUUGACCUGGAUAGUAAUAAUGAAGGUCGGGAGCACACACCUGUUGCUACUGAUGCGAAUAUUGUAGACAGCUGCAAGAAAGAAUGGUGGCUUGAGGCCAUAAGAUUUGCAGAACAGGUAGAGGGCAUACCAAAAGCCUUGGAAAUAUCAGGCGAUGGAGAAUUAGAAGAAGAUGAAGAUUGGUGGAAGGCUGCCGAAAGGAUUGCAACACAGACAGAAUUGGCUUACCUUGGAAAACCUUAGUAUCAGUUUAUCAAAUCGGUUUUUAGAUGCUGUCCACGAUAAGUUGUAGAACUUGAUUCGGGUCGGAUUUGAAUUUUAACCCUCAAAUCCAAAACCCGAACCGUUUUAAUA